AGAAUAAAUUGAUUCUUAAAAAAAAAAAUGAAAAAGAAAGAGAAAAAGGAAAAAGAGGAAAGUAUCAUCUUAAAGGAAAAGAAUUCCCAGAUUUUCAUUCAACCUAAAUUCCUAAUUCAUCUGAAAAACCCUUCUCUGAAAAAUCGAAUUGUUGUUGUUAUGGAGAAGUCGUCGAAGAUCGAGGAGCCUGCGAUCGGGAUCCCCUAUAACGCGGCGUACCAAGCGCCGAUGCCUCAACAGUAUUACGUUGGUGAAAACCCUUAUCAAUCCGGUGCAGUCCCCCCAAACGCCGUUGUUGGGGACCCAAAAGGAAUUCCUCUUCAGCAGACAAUUUACCGAGAUACGCCGGCGCCUUUUAAUUGUGUUCACUGUGGUAGUACUGGAAUCACCUCUGUCAAACAUAAACCAAGUUUAGCGGCUUUUGUUGGUUGUAUGAUGCCGAUGAUGCUUGGCGUCUGCUUUCUAUGCCCCUCAAUGGAUUGCCUAUGGCACAAAUAUCAUUAUUGCCCAAGCUGCAACGAGAAGGUUGCUGAUUUUGAGAAGUCUGAUCCUUGUCUGGUGAUGGAUCCUCCACAGUGGGUACAAGAGAGCUUUGCUUUGCCUGCGUGAUUUAAUGACUUGAUGAGUGGCUUUAUGGACAUAUUUAGAUUGCUUCCUUCGUGUAUGUGAUUACAUCUGUGUGAUAAAAGGAAACGAAUGUAAUGUGGACUUUUGAUUUUUUACGUGAAACUGGAAUGCAAAUUAGUGAAAGCAUUAAAUAAAUUGUUCGAGGAAAUAAAAGGGAUUUUGGAAUGACACAGUAAAUAUAAUGUUUCGUGCUUGUAAAUUCUGCAGUUUUUCAUGGAGUAAUGUUGUUUUGUCUAAACUGACUAUUGUACUAUGUUUCUAUUUGUUGUGAUUCCCUUUCA
This is a messenger RNA of Olea europaea var. sylvestris, 908 nucleotides long. Its product is annotated as GSH-induced LITAF domain protein. Lineage: Eukaryota; Viridiplantae; Streptophyta; Magnoliopsida; Lamiales; Oleaceae. The record is from RefSeq and is a predicted model, not a curated record. The coding region runs from base 28 to 609 and encodes 193 amino acids. Gene Ontology annotation, molecular function: zinc ion binding. The transcript has 3 exons.